Zasmidium cellare ATCC 36951 is the source of this 534-nucleotide messenger RNA. RefSeq lists its product as uncharacterized. Lineage: Eukaryota; Fungi; Ascomycota; Dothideomycetes; Mycosphaerellales; Mycosphaerellaceae. The record is from RefSeq and is a predicted model, not a curated record. The transcript has 2 exons. Bases 1 to 534 code for a protein of 177 amino acids.
AUGGCCAAGCCAGCCUUCCGGGAGAUCCGCGCGUCCCACGACGACGAGUGCAUCACAGUCUAUCAAGAAUACAACGCUUCCAUCGCCGAAUCGGCCAUUGAAAGCCAAAAACUCUCCGCCUCGCCCUUAUACCGCCCCGGCCGAGCAACAUGGAUCAAGCCUUCUUGGUGCUGGAUGAUGUACCGAAGCGGCUACUCGCUUCUCAAAAAUGCCUGUCCUGCUGGCGCUCCGCAUGCGAGAGGCGAGAGCGUAGUUGUCCAGUGGGAUCCUGAGAGGGGACCGAGACUUGAGAGGUUGGAGUAUAGGGGUAUUCAAAUUGGGAUUCCUGGGGGUGUGAGGGAUCAGUGGAUUGAGGAGUGGAUUGAGGGUAUUGAGGAUGUUACGCAGAUGGCGAGGGAUAUGAAGAAGAAGUUGGAUGAGGAUCUUACGAUUGGGGUGGAAGAGCUUGUCAGACUUGGCUUGAUGCCGGACGAGCGAUUGUAUAGGGUUGACGACGAGGUCUUUGAUCGGCUCGGGAUGGCUUCGCAAAAAUAA